Trichoderma virens Gv29-8 is the source of this 863-nucleotide messenger RNA. RefSeq lists its product as uncharacterized. NCBI's taxonomy places the organism in Eukaryota, Fungi, Ascomycota, Sordariomycetes, Hypocreales, Hypocreaceae. The transcript has 2 exons. The coding region runs from base 49 to 762 and encodes 237 amino acids. The record is from RefSeq and is a predicted model, not a curated record. Gene Ontology annotation, molecular function: acyltransferase activity, transferring groups other than amino-acyl groups.
GCCAACAUAUUGCAUCCUGUCGCCAUCACUCUCUCUCCAUUCCACAAUAUGUCUGAGGUGGUGUUGCGCGAUGCGCGCUACUCAGAAUUGCCCGAAAUUGCCCGUGUGAUGGCGAAGGCAUUCUGGGAGGAUAACUUGUUCGGCCAGCUCAUCCAUCCUCAUCGUAACGAAUAUCCAGACGAUGUGCACUUGUAUUGGCUGCGGCGGGCACGCGUCAACUUUUGGGAUUACCGCUGGCGAUGGCUCGUCGCCGUGGACAAAGACCAGAGCGGCCGAGAUGUCAUCGCCGGGAUUGCACAAUGGACAAGAUUGGGAGACGGUGGCAAGAAGCUGGAGCGCUCGUACUUGGAUCCUCGAAAUUUGCUCAAGCCUCUUUUUGUUGUCGCUAUGAAAAUUCAUGCUUGGUUGUGGCCAAGUCGUGCGUGCGACCCCGUGCAGGAGGACAUCGUGGAGCGGUCGUAUCCUUAUUUUGACACGAUCUGGAGCGGCAAACGCGCUGAAUCGUGGUAUCUCGAAGGGCUAGCAGUGCGGCCCGAUUUCCAGGGCAAAAACAUAGGUCGGAAACUUACGCGAUGGGGCCUCGAGCAGGCUGAAACUGAUGGUGUUUGUGCGUCGGUGGUCAGCGCCUUGGGUAAAGAUGGGUUCUAUACCAAAUGUGGGUUUGAGGAACAAUAUGGCAACGCCACUCACGGCGAUGGAAAUCCCUUGGCAGGUGUCGAGGGUGCCAAUAUAUAUUGGAAGUGGCCCAAGACUAACCCUUAGGUACAUCCUUGAUGGCUAUAUGUGUAUAUACUGAACCGUCGCAUUGUUUCUUCCCGGCGUAGCUAUACUUACUAAUUUCUGCAAAUUCACUGAUACUGGCG